Molecule: messenger RNA, 1206 nt
Organism: Lacerta agilis (Sand lizard)
Lineage: Eukaryota; Metazoa; Chordata; Lepidosauria; Squamata; Lacertidae
Product: polymeric immunoglobulin receptor-like
Exons: 7
Coding region: 1-1206 (401 amino acids)
Cellular component (GO): plasma membrane
Molecular function (GO): transmembrane signaling receptor activity
Source: RefSeq, a predicted model, not a curated record
AUGGAAGCAGCAAAGCUGCAGAAUAAGAUGAAGACCUUGUUCACACCAUCUUCUGACACAGGAUGUUCUUGCAUGGUGAUGGAGGUGUCCGGAGCAUUAUAUGCUCCAAGGCUCCUGAUAAGCCAUCCUGGAAGAUCAGUGACAAUCAAGUGCUACUAUGAAACCACAUCAGCCAACAGACAUGGCAGAAAAUAUUGGUGCAAGGAGUCAAGCAACCGUCAUUCUUGCCAGACUAUCAUUUCAACUAACCAUUUCACUCACAAAGACUAUGAAGGAAGAGUGUCAAUGCAUGAUAGCCCUCAAAGUGGGAUUUUGCAAGUGACAAUGACACAGCUGGUGAAGACAGACUCCAGUAAUUACAGAUGUGGCAUUGGCAACAAAAAUGCUUAUGGUUUUUAUGCUGGAGUGAAUCUAACCAUUUGGGAAGGUCCAAAUAUGCCAAAAUCACCUGAAAUUCUUUGGGGUAAAGUGAGAGGGUCAGUGAUGAUCCAAUGCCCAUUGGAAACUGCCAAGUCAAGCGUGAGGAGAUCCUUUUGUAAGAUGAGGAGAUCUGGUUGUUCUCUCAUAGCAGCUACUAGCAUGAAUAACGAAAAACAGCAAGAAGGAAGAAUUGUUUUUACUGCUGGAAAUAGUUCAGAAACUUUCAACGUCUUCAUAAACAAACUGAGAAAAGAAGAUUCAGGAAUGUAUAAAUGUGGAACAGGAAUGUCUGAUGACAAUACAAGCUCACACAUGAUACAACUGGAGGUCACAGAAGAAUUGGUUUUCUUCAAUAUCGUAAAUGAUACGGCAACCACAUAUGAGCCACAAACAAUCUGGACAUCCCCCCACAGUUAUGUGACAGCUACAAAUGAAGUUUACAAGCAAAGGUUGUCCGAAACUGAACUAAAUCUACUUCCAAUUGUGAUACCAAUUUUGCUUGGAUUUCUUGUUCUGGCUACAGCUGUUAUCAUUGUACUUCUUAAGAUAAGGAAGCGAAAGAAGGAUGCUUCAUGUGACAUUCCUGCAAGAAACUCUGAAGGAGCAAUACCACUGGCUGGCCAACAUUGUUCAGGAGAACGACUCACGGAAGAGCAAAUAGGCUCAGCGGAUGAACAAGAAUCUUCCCUAGACCCUGACAAGGGUACCGUUGAGGUCCCAGUUGAAAAUGAAUAUUCCUUGCUCAGCCAUGGGGCAAAUCCUGAAGACUUGAAAGAAAUUGAUUGA